Molecule: messenger RNA, 3301 nt
Organism: Gavia stellata (red-throated loon)
Lineage: Eukaryota; Metazoa; Chordata; Aves; Gaviiformes; Gaviidae
Gene: CNP
Product: 2',3'-cyclic nucleotide 3' phosphodiesterase
Exons: 4
Coding region: 37-1305 (422 amino acids)
Biological process (GO): cyclic nucleotide catabolic process
Cellular component (GO): cytoplasm; membrane
Molecular function (GO): 2',3'-cyclic-nucleotide 3'-phosphodiesterase activity
Source: RefSeq, a predicted model, not a curated record
CGCACCGGCGGCCGCCCCGGAGCCGCUGCCCUCACCAUGAACAGAGGCUUCUCAAAGAAGAGUCACACAUUCCUGCCUAAAAUAUUUAGAAAAAUGUCUACUCAAUCAGCGAAAGACAGACCCGAAAGCUUGCAGUUCCCUUUCCUCGACGAUGAAGAUACCAUCUCCACAGUCAAAGAAUCUAAAACCUUUUUUAUUCUAAGGGGCCUGCCUGGCAGUGGGAAGUCCACUCUUGCCCAGGCUAUUCAAAAUAAGUAUAAAGAUGCCUGCAAGGUCAUCUCUGUUGAUAGCUACAAAAUUACACCUUUAAUAAGAAGCACCAUUCCUGAAGAAUAUUCAAAGGUGGAUGAGGAUCUAGUUGACUAUUGCAAACGAGACAUCAGCGUUAUUGUUUUGGAUGACACUCACCACGAGAGGGAACGACUGGACCAACUCUUUGAUAUAGCUGACAAAUACCGGUACAAAGUCAUCUUUGCCGAGCCCAAAACCCAGUGGCGAAUGGAUUGCUUGCAGCUGAAGGAAAAGAAUCAAUGGAAACUGUCAGUGGAAGAGCUGAAGAAGAUGAAGCCCAGCUUGGAGAAGGAAUUCCUACCCAUGUAUUUUGGGUGGUUUUUGAGCAAAAGAAGUUCAGAGAGCCUGAGGAAGGCUGGUCAGGCCUUCUUAGAUGAGCUUGGAAGUCUCAAAGCCUUCAAAAAGGAGAGUAAAUACUUUGCUUCCGCUAUCGAAGAUCCCAAAAUAAAACUAGAUCUCACCAGCUACUUCGUGAAGAGGCCGCCCGGGGUCUUACACUGCACCACAAAAUACACCGACUUUGGAAAAGCAGCUGGAGCUGAGGAAUACGCCCAGCAGGACGCUGUGAAGGCUUCCUACGGCAAAGGCUUCACCCUGUCCGUUUCUGCUCUGUUCAUCACAACAAAAACUGUUGGUGCUCGCGUAGAGCUGAGCGAGCAGCAACUGCUGCUGUGGCCUGGAGAUGCCGAUAAGAUCCUGCCCACCGACAGCCUCCCGAAAGGCAGCCGGGCUCACAUCACCCUCGGCUGCGCCAACAGCGUCGAAGCAGUCCAGACGGGGCUCGAUCUGCUGGAGUUUGUGAAACUGGAAAAGGCAGGGAACAAAGGGGAUGAAGUGGGGGAAAUCGGAGGAGGGAAACUGCUGUAUUUUGAUAAUGGUAUGUGGAUGCUCGUCCUUUCUAAAAAGAUUGAUGUGAAGGCAAUAUUCUCAGGUUACUAUGGAAAAGGAAAACUUGUGCCAACGCAGAGCACCAACAAACGGGGCUCUGCUUUUAGUUCCUGCACCAUCAUCUAGGAGCAUGGGCAGGGUAGCUGCUUUGUUUGUUUUUAAAAGGCAAGUAACUCCUGUAACCUUUAAAAGUGUAAAGAGAAAUAAUUCUACCUUUACUAAAGUAAGCCCCUUUGCCAACCCCAGUGUGAAGCCUCUCUGGGGAGACUUUAUUGGCCUCAGAACAAGGAAGAAAACAAGCAGCUCCUCGCUGACAGGAAAACUGUCACAUAACUGACGCCAGUAACUGAAGUGCUGCUGAGUGUAUUUUAAAGUAAGAGUUUUGGAGAGAACUAGCUGUGGUGGUGUGCUUGUUUUCUUCCUCAGAGGAAGAACUCCUUUGGUCUUUUAUAGCCUCCCCAUGAACCACAAUCGUUAGAUCUUUACGUGUCAGCACUGUAGCCUGUACAUAACUGGUCUGAAGCCAAGUGAAGUGAACUGCGUCAUGUCUCUCCCCUUCUCCCACACCCCAGGGACUGACAUCAUUCUGGUAGCUGAAUUACUGGGUAGAAACCAGCAGGACCCAACUAUGGAUCACUUCUGUCAAGCGUGGCAGGUCCUAAUAGUUUAGCCUGUAAGAAGAGAACUCGCAGAGGGCCGCAGGGUAUCGCACCGCCUCGAUCAGAGGUCGGUCCUGCUGCUGGGCUCUGCCCCAGUUCACGUUCGCUGUCUGCAUGUGAGCGCUUCCUUCAUUGCAGGGAAGAGCCACGCUGGUGAGCGGACAGAAGGAAGGCAUGUUGCCAGAUGGUGUCCUAAAGAGCGAGCCUGGACUUUAAAAAAAAAAAGCACAGAAAGGGAAAUCAGUGAAGUACCAGGAGAAGCAUUUGGUUCACUUCACACGUCAGCGCGGGCCGGACCAAGCACUGUCCGGCGUCCUUGUCCUGUAGGGAACAAUCCUGCCUUGGCAGGGAGUGGAAGAGAUGAACUAACAUCUUUUCCAUCUUAUUUUAUAGAAACUAAAAUCAUGUCUGAAGUAUAGACCUGUACUUCAUGCAAGAUUUUACUACUUCUCUCUAAUGCACUUGAAUGGUAAAAGUUAGGCUGGCAGUAACAUUGUAAUUUAAGAAGUAAGUGGAGGUAUUGUAACUGCGUAACUUAAGUCUGCUCAAACCUAAACUGUUGGUUGGAAAAAAAGUUAAUGAUCAAGCACUCCUGGUAAGUCUGUUUUAUUGAAACUCCUGUUUUUGCUCUUAGCCAGACCCUCUGCCAGGCGGUCAGUGGAUAUGUGGUCACUACUUUACCGUAACACAAAGCUCAACUAAUGGACUCGGGUCAGGACAACAGUUUAAACUCACGCUAUGGCUCAGUGUUUGGUGAACUGCACAGUGAAAUUAAUCCCGUAUUAAUACAUGUAAAUACUUACUGUGUUUGACAAGGGUGUGCUGGGCUCAUACCUGUAAAGGAGCUGCCGGGGGAGGGUGCAGCUUACCUGAGCUGGGUGCGCAUGGAAACCGUGGCUGGGGAAGCCCAACACUGCCUGUGCAAGAAGCAUUUCUGCUCCGAAUGCUUUAAACAAAAGCAAGGUGUGCUUUGGGGCUAAUCUGGUAAACACUCUCCAAGUUUACCAAUAAAGCAAAAUAAUUCUGCUGUUUCAAAGAGAUGGACAACAAUAAAUUCUCAUUAUAACAUAAGAAGUUACAUAUAUAUAUACACCCCCAUAGCACCUGUGAUCCUCCCUUACCUUCAACAGAAACCCUUGCUAGCUUCCGCACCGGCAGAGGGGUGAGUGCCUGGUACUCAGCUUGGGCCUUUCCUAGCAGGAAUCUCGCACGGGUUUGUUCCAUCAAAACACGUUUUCCAGCGCCCGCCCAGGAGAGCUGCUGUGGGACGUGGGAGCACGCUGACCCCCUCCCUCCAGCGCCCCGGGAACCACCCAGCGCUCCAGAUCACAUCCAGCACUGAAAUGCACAGCUGGAGUAUCUCAUUUAUUUGCCUGUUCAAGAACAACAGUGAGACUGUCGUCAUUUAAGUUUUUAUUAGUUUGUACAUCAUAUACAGUUUAUAAUAAAGUAAACCAAUUGCA